Molecule: messenger RNA, 417 nt
Organism: Vicia faba (fava bean)
Lineage: Eukaryota; Viridiplantae; Streptophyta; Magnoliopsida; Fabales; Fabaceae
Source: the annotation of a GenBank genome assembly
AUGAGUAAACUUCCAAGUCCAUGCAAUGCCAAAGUUUGCCAUCUUCAUAUAUUCUUCAAUCUUCAUGCCCCUUCAACCGAACAGCCAACAUGUCCAGUUUACCUUGAGCGAUUAGAUCAAGACACAAGUGGAAUUCUUACAACCAUAUGCAAUCAUUCUUUCCAUUGUUCCUGUAUUUCAAAAUGGGCAGAUUCUUCUUGUCCGCAUCGAGUCUUGCCUACUUGGAAGAUGUUUUGUGGAAACAAUCGUUCUUCUAUUAAACAAGUAAACAUUGAUGCGGAAAUGUUGGAAUAUUACUCGGAGCCUCCUGCUGUUUUACUUAGCUGGCUGCAAGAACUCGCUAAUGUCAAAUCAUUGACAGUCUCUGCAAGUACUCUUCAGGAUUUGAACCAUCCUCACCCAUUCCCGAUGGAAUAA